CAGGAUCUCUCGCUCUCGCUGGCAAAUCCUUAUCCUCUCAAGUCGGCCAUGUCAAAGAGCUCUAGAUUGCCCACUCGCUUCGUGACACGUCUCGAAAAUUACGUAAGCCGCAUUCAUCCAUCGCGCGCGCGCGCGCUCUGUAGAAAAGAAAAGAAAAAAGCGAAACAAAAAGAAGAGUAGAGAAACCUAAAACAAAAGAAAAGGAGAAGAAAGUGAGAAAGGGGGGACGGAACACAAAGGAAUCGGGAGUCGGCGCCUUUGUCUACGCCGACCAAUCAUUACGUCAUUUUCUCGACUCUCUCUCUAGAAAAGCUGUUCCCCACCCCCCACCACCCACUCUCUAAAUCUCAAACAAUUAUAAAAUCCUUAUCCGUAUCUCGCCUUCCAUUUCCUGCUGAUUCGUUUGUUUAACCUUUUUUUUAAAAAAAUUUCUUCUAUUAAUUUCGGUUCUUCCGUUUAAUUUUUUUUUAACAAACCGGAGGAUUUCUGAGAUUUAUCUGAUCUAGGGUUUUAUUUUUGUUCUCCGAUUUUUUCUAGAGUUUUACUGAUCCGUCGGGGAUAAAAUUAUUUUCUAUUUAAACGUUUUGAAUUUAUUGGUGAAAUAUGAAAAGUAUGGCGGAGCAAUCCGUGGUUGUUGAGAAGGCCGACGAUGGUGACAAGGAGAAGAAGAAGAAGCGUCGUGGCAAUCGCCGAUCUAAGCAGAACACUCCUUCUACAUCAGCUUGCAGUUCAGUGAAUGAAAAAGGUGCUGAAGUGUCACAGUUGGGAAAUGGUUGCGAAGCUAAAAAUUUAACAUCAUCGAUGGGCCACUCUUCAUCAAGAAAGCAGGAGUUGGACAUGCAUACAUUAAACGAGGAGGGACUUGCAAGAGUAUCAAAUGUUGCUUUUAAUGCUCUGCCUACAAUGCAUAUAUAUGAAAAAACAGGCUCAGGUGAGGCGAGGAGCUUGCAAAGGGAUGAUUGGAACCCUUCUGAUGGUAGUGGAAGAGUGGUUUCUAAGUCGUGUCCUGAACCUAUUGCUAGUGGAGGUCCAUUAGGGCUAUCCACAGACAAUCAUUUGCCAUCUUUUAAUGAGAGUGGGGUUCAUGCUCAGAGUAAGAUUUUUGCUUCACACUGGUCAAUGGCUGCUGUUAAUGAGGCAUUGGAGAAAGGUGAUGCUUUUAAAGCGCUAUUUCGUGUAAAUGCUCACAAUAGGCUUGAGGCAUACUGCAAAAUUGAGGGAGUAUCAGUAGAUGUACUUAUAAAUGGGAAUGCUGCACAGAAUAGAGCUGUUGAAGGAGACAUUGUGGUUAUGCAGGUUGAUCCUUUGUCUCUGUGGACCAAGAUGAAAGGGUCCAUUGGGCCUUCCAACAAUCUUGGGCAUGCAGAAGAUGUUAACUUACUGCCAGAGGUUAGUGAAAUAGUUGCCAAUAGCAAGGGUAAAAAUAAGUUAGAUGUGGAGUAUGAGAUUGCACAUUGUGAAAAUUGCAUACCUCCAGAGAAUGGAUUUCAUGAAGAGGAUAAUUCUAUAACUGGCAAUGCUGUUCAUCAAGAACACAUUGACCACAUGGGUGGUUGUUAUACAAAUGAGCAUAAUCCCUGUGUCUCAGAUUCUUCUCUUGUUGGCUCUUCUAGAGAGCAGAAUGAAGCAAUCGGUGCUUUGGGGAGGUUAUGUGCCAUGAUCAGUUCAUUCCCGUCAAAGCGACCUACUGGCCGGGUUGUUGGCAUCAUCGAAAGAUCUCUUCGUCGAGAUGUUAUUGUAGGUUCUCUCAUUGUUAAGCAAUUGUUGUACCACAGGGAAGGCUUUAAGAAAGAUGCAAAGAAGAACAAGGGUCUCUUAUCAAUUUCUGACCAUAAGUAUAUCCAUCUGACUCCAACUGACCCAAAAUUUCCGAAAAUGAUGAUCCUUAUUCAAAGCUUGCCUGACUUGAUCAAGAAAAGAUUGGAGGAUGGUGACCUGACAGUUGAAAUGGAGCUUGUAGGUGCACGCAUUGAUAGCUGGAGUGAGGAAAGUCCUUUUCCACGAGCCCAUGUCUCCCACAUUUUUGGACGGGGAGGUGAAGUGGAGCCACGAAUCAAUGCAAUUUUAUAUGAAAAUGCAAUCUGCUGCUCUGAAUUUUCUCCGGAAACGAUUUCCUGCCUUCCUCGUGUUCCUUGGGAGGUGCCAGCAGAGGAAUAUAAAAAGAGGAUAGAUCUUAGAGAUUUGUGCAUAUUUACUAUUGACCCUCCAACUGCCACUGAUCUUGAUGAUGCUCUAUCAGUUGAAAAGUUAUCCAAUGGAACCAUCAGAGUAGGUGUUCAUAUUGCUGAUGCAUCAUACUUUGUUUUACCUGACACAGACUUAGAUGUAGAAGCUCAAAUCAGAUCAACGGCUGUCUAUAUGUUGCAACGCAAAUUACCAAUGUUGCCUUCCUUGCUCUCUGAGAAUCUUGGUUCGCUUAACCCUGGAGUAGAUAGACUAGCGUUCUCAAUUUUCUGGUACUUAAAUGGUGCUGGGGAUGUUAUAGAUCGCUGGAUUGGCCGCACUGUGAUACGAUCUUGUUGCAAGCUUUCAUAUGAAAACGUGCAGGACAUAAUUGAUGAGAUGAUUGAUGUGGAAAGUAAAACUUUCUUCAGAAUUGGAUGCCCACAAUUGUAUAACAACUUUGAAUGGUCUAAUGUUGUUGAAUCUGUUAAGACUCUUCACAAUGUUUCAAAAACUUUACAGAUGCAGAGGCUCAAUGAUGGGGCUUUACGACUUGAAAACUCCAAAGUAGCAUUUUUGUUUGAUGAGAAUGGAAUUCCAUAUGAUAGUGUGCUUUCUGAACAGAAAGACUCAAAUUUUCUUGUUGAAGAGUUUAUGCUCUUGGCUAACAGGACAGCUGCUGAAGUUAUAUCUAGAGCUUUUCCUGAUAGUGCAUUGUUGCGGAGGCACCCUGAACCCAAUAUGCGGAAGCUUAAAGGGUUUGAAGCUUUCUGCUGCAAGCAUGGCUUAGAAUUGGACACUUCCUCCUCUAGUCAUUUUCAUUGGUCGCUGCAACGGAUCAGGGAAAAACUCAACGAUGAUUCCAUACUAUUUGAUAUUCUAAUGUCAUAUGCUACAAAACCGAUGCAAUCGGCUUCUUACUUCUGUAGUGGUGAUUUAAAAGAUAAUGUGAAUGACUGGGGUCAUUAUGCUCUUGCUGUUCCUCUUUAUACGCAUUUUACUUCACCACUUCGUCGUUACCCUGAUAUUGUUGUCCAUCGCACAUUGGCUGCUGUAAUAGAAGCUGAAAAAUUGUAUCUGAAGCAUAAAUCCCUGCAUAAGGUCAAGCAUGGGGAGGAAGCAACAGUGAAAUGUUUCACUGGUAUUUAUUUUGAUAAGAAUGCUGCAGAGUCCUUUGACGGCAGGGAAGCAUUGUCAGCUGCAGCAUUAAAGCAUGGAGUUCCCUGUGCAGAAUUACUUACAGAAGUUGCUACUCAUUGCAAUGAAAGGAAACUGGCUAGUAGGCAUGUUAAGGAUGCCUGUGAUAAGCUCUACAUGUGGGUUUUGCUCAAAAAGAAAGAGAUUUUGUUGUCAGACGCUAGAGUAUUAGGUCUGGGGCCAAGAUUUAUGUCAAUUUACGUCAACAAGCUAGCUGUUGAACGGAGAAUAUAUUAUGACGAUAUUGAAGGCAUGACAGCUGAGUGGCUUGAGGCCACGUCUACAUUGUUGCUGAAUUUUUGUGCCUACAAAAGGUCUUAUAGGAGAAGUGGCUUUGGCUAUAAUAGGACACUCGAUGAUGUUGCAUGGCUCGUGAGCCCUACUGAUCCGCGAUUUGAACUGGGCAUGUCUGGAGAUGGUAGUAGAGAGUGUGAUUCUGCUUUAUCUGCGCGUUGUCUUGAUCCUGGUUCUAACUCGGGGAUUGAACCAGCGGUUUUCCCUCUGACAGUGCGCCUUCUCGCAACAAUCCCUGUAGCACUUCUUGCAAUUGGUGGGGAUGAUGGACCACUUGAUGUUGGUGUGCGGCUUUACAUGAGUUCAUAUUUCAGAUAAGUCGUUUUCUCAAUGUUGGAACGCAACUGAUGCUGUAAAUGAAACUAAGUUAACAGGGCUUUAUACCAAGUAACAUAUUUAUAUUGUUUGGUGAGAGCUCUGUUGUAGAUAAAAAUACGAGUGAAUAGUUUGCUCUUAUAAAGUAGUGGUGAAGAAGUUAAAGGCCAAAAAAAGUGGUGGAGAAGGAAGUAUGUGGUUGAGACUUGGGAUGUACUCAUACUUCUGGGAUAUUUGAUGCUGAAACAACCGGUGGAAGGUGUAGGUUAAGGCGGGUUUCUUGUCAUGGCCUUGGUUUUAGUGGCUGUUUUUAACAUAAGCUGCUUCCGGAAUUGGUUCUUGUUUUUGUCGGCCGGUUUCAUAUGAUUGGUAUUGAAACCAAAUUUUAUCAUGUAUUUUAUACGUUUUGAUUUCUUUGCUGCAGCCCAAUAAAUUUUUGAUUUUGGGUGGCUGGAUCGUAUUUGCUAUAUUCCUCGAGACUUGCGGAAUAAUGAGUCUUUCUUUUGCACAUUGUCUUUUUUCAUUAUUCCUACAGUCAGGUAAUGAGCAAGUUUUUGAUGUUUCAGUUAUGAGAUCUUCCAUAUAAUAAAAUGUUGUACAGAUUUUCCUAGGCUCCUUAUUCGGGUCUUGCUAACUGUAAAUUGUUCCUUGAAA
This is a messenger RNA of Tripterygium wilfordii, 4623 nucleotides long. Its product is annotated as DIS3-like exonuclease 2. NCBI's taxonomy places the organism in Eukaryota, Viridiplantae, Streptophyta, Magnoliopsida, Celastrales, Celastraceae. The transcript has 7 exons. The record is from RefSeq and is a predicted model, not a curated record. Gene Ontology annotation, molecular function: 3'-5'-RNA exonuclease activity; RNA binding. Bases 604 to 3972 code for a protein of 1122 amino acids. Gene Ontology annotation, cellular component: exosome (RNase complex); P-body.